This is a messenger RNA of Ictidomys tridecemlineatus (thirteen-lined ground squirrel), 5024 nucleotides long. The record is from RefSeq and is a predicted model, not a curated record. Lineage: Eukaryota; Metazoa; Chordata; Mammalia; Rodentia; Sciuridae.
UAGGCCUGCAUACUAUCAGUUAGGCCUGGGAGGGACCAAGGGAGAAAUCUGACUCUCUCUUGGAGUGAUGCAAUGGUAAGCUGUUGAAUACGUUAUUAAAUAAUGGUCAGGGAAUCCUGAGACUCCUUGUUCCCCAGCAAGAUAGAUUUUGAAAGCAAUGAACCUUCAGACUUUGAAGAUCUUGAGAAAACUUGUACCCUAGCUAUUUACUUUGUGAGAAUGUAAACAGUGAGAUCAGUGUCCUGACCACAAUAGUCCUGUGUUAUGGGGAUGGAUAGUUAAAUAAUGGAGACAGUCAGAUCAGCCUCCAGAUAUGAGAGAAUGAAAAUGCCUGGCUCUUAAACAGGCCUGCAUGCUAUAAGCGGCACACACAUGUGUGUAGCAUUAGGCUUGCUGGGGUGGGACUUCAGGAAGGACCACGGAGAUGGGUUGAGAAAGAAGUGGGUAGACGGUAAGAGAAGAAGACCGAGCCAGGUUUCAGAAGAUAGGCUGCCGGACACAAAGAUUUAUCAAGACUAUUGAAAGCGUAACCAUCCAAGAUGCCUGUCCCUCCCCCGCCAGCACCCCCACCACCACCAACAUUUGCUUUGGCCAAUACAGAGAAGCCUACCUUGAAUAAGUCUGAGCAGGCUGGAAGAAAUGCUCUUCUCUCUGACAUCAAUAAAGGGAAGAAACUAAAGAAGACGGUCACCAAUGACAGAAGUGCACCAAUAUUGGACAAACCGAAAGGUGCUGGUGCUGGUGGAGGUGGUGGCUUUGGUGGAGGAGGGAGCAGCGGUGGCACAGGAGGUGGUGGACCUCCUGGAUUGGGAGGACUAUUCCAGGCUGGAAUGCCGAAGCUGAGAUCCACAGCCAACAGAGAUAAUGAUUCUGGAGGAAGCCGACCACCAAUUUUGCCACCAGGAGGAAGAUCCACAUCUGCCAAACCCUUUUCACCCCCAAGUGGCCCAGGGAGGUUUCCUGUGCCUUCUCCAGGCCACAGAACCGGUCCCCCAGAGCCUCCAAGGAACCGAAUGCCUCCCCCAAGGCCUGAUGUGGGCUCAAAGCCUGAUACCCUUCCCCCUCCAGUACCUAAUACACCAAGACCCGUUCAAUCAAGUCUUCACAACCGGGGGUCCCCACCAGUGCCAGGAGCCCUCAGGCAGCCUAGCCCUGGGCCUACUCCUCCCCCUUUCCCCGGAAACAGAGGUGCUGCUUUUGGAGGAAGCUCCAUACGCCAGACCCCCUCAGGCUCCUCCUCACCCUUCUCAGGCAGGCCUCCUCUGCCCCCAACCCCAGGCAGGGCCCUGGAUGACAAACCCCCUCCACCACCCCCUCCAAUGGGCAACAGGCCCUCCUUGCACAGGGAAGCCGGUCCACCUCCUCCCCCUCAAAACAACAAGCCUCCAGUGCCUUCUACGCCGCGGCCUUCCUCCGCCUCACAGGCCCCACCUCCUCCACCGCCACCCAGCAGGCCUGGCCCACCUCCCCUGCCUCCGGGUUCCAGUGGCAGUGAUGAAAUCCCAAGGCUCCCACAGAGGAAUGUGUCCCUCACUUCAUCUGCACCUCCCUUACCUUCACCAGGACGGUCGGGCCCUCUUCCUCCCCCGCCUAAUGAGAGGCCCCCUCCUCCAGUGAGGGACCCACCAGGCAGAUCAGGACCCCUCCCACCACCACCUCCAAUAAACAGAAAUGGCAGCACAUCUCGGGCCCUGCCCGCCACCCCCCAAUUGCCGUCCAGGAGUGGAGUUGAUAGUCCCAGGGGCGGACCCAGGCCACCUCUUCCUCCUGACAGACCUGGUGCGGGGGCACCUCCCCCACCACCGCCUUCAACUUCAAUUAGAAAUGGCUUCCAAGAUUCCUCCUGUGAAGAUGAGUGGGAAAGCAGAUUCUACUUCCAUCCGAUUUCUGAAUUGCCACCUCCAGAGCCAUAUGUACCAACGACCAAAACGUAUCCCAGUAAAUUGGCAAGAAGUGAAAGCCGGAGUGGAUCCAACCGAAGAGAAAGGGGUGCCCCACCCCUUCCUCCGAUCCCAAGGUGAUCUUGACCUGCUCUUCUCUACUCAAGCUCCAGAGCUGCUUCUGAUGUUGCUGUCGGAGAAUUACACACCCUCCUCCCCACUUCCCUGUCCCCUUCACUUAGGGCAAGCAGGAAGAAGGGAGGGUGAGGUGGGAAUGUGUGUGUGCAUGUAUGUGUGUGUUGGGGGUGGGGGGAAUCCAGUAAAGAGAAGCACCUAGCUUCUGUUGUGUAUAUUGUCAAAGCUAUUGCUUGCUUCAGCUACAGCCUGCCAGUGUUGGCUGCUGGGAUCAAUAGGCUUUUGUGGAAAGUAGGCAGAGACAAAUUGUAUCCCAGCUUUCAACCAAACAAACUCAAAUAUUCACUGCUUAUUUGCUACAGGCUAUAAUUAUUAAAGUCCCUAAGAGCUGUUUUCGUCUGUGCGUUUUUCGCACGCUUGGCCUCCUGUCUGUUUCCAUGAACCACAGACUGCCUAAGCAAAUUGCUGAGCAUGGCUCACAUGAAGCUUCUGCAGUUACAAGGAUAUCCAAUCUUUGGCAGACCAAGGUAGGCUCCAGGACAGAGUUGUCCAGCAGAAACAUAAUGUGAGCUCCAUAUAUAAUUGUAAAAUUUCUAGUAGCCACAUUUUUUAAAGAUAGUGAAACAGGUGAAAUGAUAGUAUAUUUUAUUUAACCUUACACACCCAAAAUAUCAUUUCAACCAACAACCUAUAUAAAAAUUACUAAGGAGACAUUUUGCAUUCUUUUUUGGUACUAAAUCUUCAAACAAAAGUGUGUAUCCUACUCUUAGAGCACAUCUCCAUUGGAAUUAUUCACAUAUAGAGUGCUCAGGAACCACAUGUAAUGGUAGCUACCCUAGUGUUCAGCACAGUUCUGGAAGAGGGACAUUCAUACCAAAAUCUCUUAUUUUAAAAUCAAGAUUGAGCUUUAGCAAUUCAAGAGGCAAUAAAAUUAGGACCCAAAACCUUGUUUGGCAGGCAGCUUGACGUUUGAUUUUUGUCAUUUAUUUUUUCCCUUCCCUUGCUAUCUGUGUUGAAGUAUUGCUUCACAGUACCAAGGUCAGAAAUCAAUCUAAUAAUGGUUUACAGUCAUGUGGAAUCAAGCCAUUGGAAAGAAACCGAAAGCAUGUCAGGCCUUCCUAACUCAAAACCAGCUGGCUUGUGUGUUCAAUUGUCAGUUGGAGGCCUGUCUUGGAGUUUUGAAGUGGCCUUUGUUUUUCUCCCACUGAACAAACUCCUCAAGGCCUGGAGAAGCUAAGAAGGCUAGGUAGUAGGGGAAGAAAAUGAGGCUCAAAUCAGAAUCAUGGAAGAAGGGAAUAGAUUUGAGUUGAUGGGCAAAACUCUACAAAUCUAACUCUGAUGCUGAUGGGGUUGAGUGAAUUAGGGAGCUUGUUAGUAGAAAUUGGGAGGGAAUUUGUUUUGAACUCUCCAGGAGAAUCAUUUUUUUUAGAUCUAUGCAAAUAAAGCUCCACUAAAGGACCACGAGGAAGAGCCAGCCUUUGCCUUUUUUAAAUAUGAUUUUGUUUACAAAAUUUUACUGGGACUCUUAAAUAUAGCUAUAGAGUUGGAAAAAUAUUUCCAUGUUGAUGUUUUAUAUGGUUAUGUUUAAAAUUACCAUUUCUUAUUUUUUAAAAGCAUAUGACCACAUAUGUAUAUACCUAUCUACCUUAACUUUGUAUCAUGGGUUCAGUGUAUUAUUCAUGUAUUACUGGGAGAUGCUAACAAGAAAUCAAUCCAAAGAAAAAUUUGAAAGAUGCAUUCCUAUUUAUAGAAUAAAUAACUGUUUCAUUUAUAUAAAAGCAGAACUUAGAGUUCUAAUAAAUGGAAUGUCUAAUAAAUUAUGAAUUUACUGAUUGAAUAUAUUGUAUUUUUAUAACUUUCCUUGCCAAAGUCCCGGGUUUAGUACAUUAGAGAACUUGUUUUCGCCCUCUUUUCUGCCAUUCAUCUGUCACCUUCCACAUAGCCUCUUGGGCUCUUUCCCCAAAGAGAACCAAGGUAUAUAAAGGUGUAACAAGCUUGGUGAUUUAAAAUCACUGAGGUUUUGGUAAUUUAGCAGCAUCAUUUUAUUUUGGAUUUUUGAUCUGUUGGCAAUAGUGAAAAACAUCCCAUAAUAGAGCCCAGUGGCCCGCCGCACAAAAAAUGGAGUUUGGGCUUACUAGCAAAUGUGGAGAAAAUUCUGACCUCCAAAAAGGUAGGUCUGAGUUUUGUAAGGGAUAGCAGGAAUUGAAUAAUCCCUUGUGUAUCUCAACUUUGCAGGUACCUUUCUAAAGUUUGAAACAGGGUCACAGCUCAAAAUUGCCAUUCAUCCAGAAUAGAGAUGUUUUAGACUGUAUUUUUAAGGCAAUAUUUCAUUAAUACACCUACUUGCUGACUUUGAAAAAUUAUCAACCUAAUUGUAUCCAAAACUUUGAAUAAGUUCUAUGCUAAAAUCUUCAAACUCUGGCAAAUCACAAAAAUGAGUAUUUUCUUCCCUGAAAUCAAAACUUACAUGUAUGUUCUUUCCAUAAAAUUUCCAGAUAAAUGUAUUCAAGAUACAAUACAGUAUUUUAACAUUCACAUAUCAUUUUAUACUGAAAUGUAUUACAGUAUUAAAAUUCAGUGUUUGGUAUUUAUUUCACUAUACAUUUUAUUUAGUAAGAGCUGAGAAAAAUGUUUAAUCCAAUGGUGCCUUACUUUGUGAUUUAAAAGAAAUCAGCGUUUUAUGUCUAAGUAGCAGGUAAUUUGCAUAUUUGUAAAAACUCUUAGGCCUUUAUAUUUUAACUUGUAAUACCCGUUUGUUAUUUUAGUAGCAGAAAUGGGAUGGUUGUUCAAAUGCCCAAAAAUUUUUGGUAUGAAAUUAAUUUUUCCCUGCUUAUGGUCAGGGACUGUAGAGGAAGAAAAAUAUUUUUUUCAUACCAUUGCACUGUGUAAUAGACACAUUUUGGUAUCUAUGUCAUCAGGAUAGUUUAAAUGGUAGGGUAGAAUCUACCCUAGACAUCUGCGUCUUUGUAAGUUAGCCAGACAAUAAAUAAAAGCAGAAUGAUACAUGUC